Messenger RNA from Ochlerotatus camptorhynchus, 781 nucleotides. Its product is annotated as MIT domain-containing protein 1-like. Bases 57 to 773 code for a protein of 238 amino acids. NCBI's taxonomy places the organism in Eukaryota, Metazoa, Arthropoda, Insecta, Diptera, Culicidae. The record is from RefSeq and is a predicted model, not a curated record. The transcript has 3 exons.
UAAACAAAGACGUUCACCAUAAUUUUGGUGAGCGAUUCAAACUGUAUACCAAUAAUAUGGCCCAAAUGGCAAUAACUUUGCUCACGAGAGCAAUCGAAUACGACAUAAACGGUCGAAAGCUAGAAUCGCUCAAACUGUACGAAGAUGGCAUCGAAGCACUACUCAAGGAAUCGAAAGCUGAGACGGACCCAAAGCGGAAGCAACACUUCCAAAAUAAAAUCCUCGAGUAUAUGAAUCGAGCCGAACAGGUGAAGGAAUUGGUGACACGCUGGAAGAGUAGAGGAGAAAUUCGGGACAAGAUACACGUUGUGGACGGUGCAACAGGUUACAGCUACGGGAGGGUGUUUGGACUGUACAUGACGGAUGAGGUAAAGGAGAUUUUGGUUGAGGAACCUUACGUGAGGGAACACCAUCAGGUGUGCAAUUUGGUGAUGUUUUGCGAGUUGGCUGUGACGAGUUGCAAGAAUUUAAAGUUUGUCAAACUGUUGACCGUACGGGAGUUGAAGAGCAAUGACGAACAGGGGCGGGCAUUUCAAAAGCUGAAGGAAAGUCUACAGAAGCAUGGAGUGGAGUUCUUCGUAGAAUAUUCCCCAAAUAUGCAUGAUCGGCAAGUGAUACUUAGUAAUGGAUACAUUGUUAAAAUCGGUCGGGGACUGAACUAUUUUAAGCCUACCCCUAGCAAAUAUUGUCUAGGAGCGUUUAAUUACCAUUUUAGGGAAUGUAGAGAAACAAAUAUUGAUGUGUUUUAUUGUCCUGAAAAUGAUAAAGCAUAAAUUAUUUU